AUGAGUUUUGGUUUCUCGGCAAUAACAGAAAAGAAAAAUGUUUUGUUCAUAAUGGGUGCAACUGGAACUGGAAAAACAAAACUUUCUAUUAACAUAGGUAUUCAAUUUCCUUCGGAAAUCAUUAACUCGGACAAAAUUCAAGUCUAUAAGGGUCUUGACAUUGUUACCAAUAAAAUACCAGAAUCCGAGCAAUGUUCGAUUCCGCAUCACAUGUUAGGCAUCAUAGAUGAUCCUGAUUAUGAUUUCACUGUGAAUGAUUUCUGCAAGAAAAUGCUUGAAACCCUAGAUGUCAUUAUUGAAAAUGGACGUCUACCCAUUAUUGUAGGUGGUUCAAAUUCUUACCUACAAGUUCUAGUAGAUGACCCAAUCUAUGAGUUUCGUUUAAAAUAUAAUUGUUGUUUCAUUUGGGUGGAUGUAGCUUUGUCUAUUUUGUUUUCUUAUUUAGACAUGAGAGUUGAUGAAAUGGUUAAGGCUGGUCUUAUUGAUGAAAUUAGAGACUUUUUUGUACCUGAAGCAAAUUGCACAAUGGGGAUUAGAAGGGCAAUUGGUGUUCCUGAGCUUCAACGUUAUUUUGAGAUAGAAAAUGCUGAAGAUAUUGAUGAUGGUCAUAAAGAAAAGAUACUUAAAGAAGCUAUUACAGAAAUGAAAGAAAACACAUGCAAAUUGGCUGAAAAUCAACUCUUAAAGAUUGUUAUGAUGGAUAAUACGCUUGGGUGGAACAUGCACAAAAUUGAUUCUACUAAGGUCUUUGAAGCUGUUUUAAAGGGAGAAGAUUAUCAACAUUUGCAUCAAGAAAUUGUGAUUGAGCCAAGCAUUGAGAUAGUGAAGAGAUUUUUAGAGGAGAAAACUCAUUAA
Vicia faba (fava bean) is the source of this 855-nucleotide messenger RNA. NCBI's taxonomy places the organism in Eukaryota, Viridiplantae, Streptophyta, Magnoliopsida, Fabales, Fabaceae. The record is from the annotation of a GenBank genome assembly.